Molecule: messenger RNA, 1575 nt
Organism: Lodderomyces margitis
Lineage: Eukaryota; Fungi; Ascomycota; Pichiomycetes; Serinales; Debaryomycetaceae
Product: JEN1
Exons: 1
Coding region: 1-1575 (524 amino acids)
Biological process (GO): plasma membrane lactate transport
Cellular component (GO): plasma membrane
Molecular function (GO): secondary active monocarboxylate transmembrane transporter activity
Source: RefSeq, a predicted model, not a curated record
AUGUCAUCAUCUGCUACAGAUAGAAAGGUUGAAACUGAACACAUUUCGGCAUACUCUUCAGACCAAGAUCUGCUUUCAGUAGACGAUAUCUUCAAUGAGAAGCCAAAGUUGACCCUUCCUGUCAUUAAGAAUUAUUUUGCCACUAGACUUACAACUUUGUUUGAUUUGCCAGUUUAUCACUCGGACAAGGCCUGGUAUGUGCUCAUAAACCCUAUUCCUGCUUUGAGGGAAAUGUCAUGGAGAGAUUGGAAUUACUACGGUUUGGGAUGGUGUGGUUGGGUUUUGGAUGCCAUGGAUUUUUUCUGUGUUUCUGUCGCAUUGCCAGAAAUUGCGGUUAGUUUGAAGUCAAGUGUUGCUGAUAUUACUUGGGGUGUCACUUUGGUUUUGAUGCUUAGAGCUAUUGGUGCUAUUUCUUUUGGUUUGGCUUCUGAUAGAUUUGGUAGAAAAAAGUGUUAUAUUGUUAUUUGUAUAUUAUUCAUUAUUGUUGAGAUUGCUACCGGAUUUGUCCAAAACUUGGAGCAAUUCCUUGGUGUUCGUGCUAUAUUUGGUAUCUUGAUGGGUAGUAUGUUGCCAGUUUGUAUGAUUACUGCCAUGGAGAGUCAACCUGUUCGUGCAAGAGGUAUUUUGUCAGGUUUGUUUUCUCCAGCUUAUUGUGUUGGUUACAUCAUGGCUUUAGUUUGGUACAAGGUUUUUGCACCAACCUACAAAGAGGGUGAAGGAUGGAGAAGUUUAUUCUGGUUCAGUGGUGGUUUGAGUAUCAUCUUAAUUAUCUGGAGAAUGUUGGUUCCAGAAUCAGAAGAGUUCUUGAUUAUGCAAGAAAAGAAGAAGAAAUUCAAGGAACAAAACAAAAAGAAUGGUCUUCACAAGUAUUUCAACACAACUAUUAUACAAACUUUGAAAACUGAAUGGCUAUUGUUCAUCUACCUCUGUAUUGCUUAUGCUGGCUGGAACUUUACAAGUCACGGAACCCAAGAUUUAUAUGUUACUAUGUUGUCCAAUCAAUUCGGCGUUGAUCUUAACAAGAGAACUUUGAUCGUUGCAUUGUCCAAUGUUGGUGGUCUUAUUGGUGGAGCAUGCAUUGGGAAUGUUUCCGAGGUUUUAGGAAGAAGAUUAUCUGCCAUCAUUGCAACAAUUUUUUGUGGUGCUUUUGUUUAUCCAUCUUUUUACGAUGCAGAUAAAAAUUGGGGAGCAUAUGUUGUGUUAAUUGGCUUUAUGAUUGCUUCUUGGGGUAUAUCAUCUGCAUACGCUUUGGAAUUGGUGAACAAAGCUCAUAGAACAUUGUUGAUUGGGUUGGCUUACCAGAUUGGUAAUUUGAUUAGUGCUGGUAGUGCCACCAUUCAGGCUCAACUUGGUGAAAAGUACCCUAUUCCAGGUGCCGCCCCAGGUGUUUAUGAUUACGGCAAAGUCAUGUGCAUUUUCUGUGGUGCAAUUUUUGCAUUCAUGGUUGUUAUUUUAGUCUUGGGACCAGAGAAGUUCCACAGAAACUUGAAAAUGACUCCUGCAGGACUUGGAGCAAAGGAGGAGCUUGAAGAAGGUUUGAUUUUGGAUAGUUCAGACAAAGAGGGAAAGAAAUAA